Messenger RNA from Lates calcarifer (barramundi perch), 7052 nucleotides. It is a transcript of the gene pgfb, whose product is annotated as placental growth factor b. Gene Ontology annotation, molecular function: growth factor activity; vascular endothelial growth factor receptor binding; chemoattractant activity. Bases 5068 to 5670 code for a protein of 200 amino acids. Gene Ontology annotation, biological process: positive regulation of mast cell chemotaxis; positive regulation of angiogenesis; response to hypoxia. The record is from RefSeq and is a predicted model, not a curated record. NCBI's taxonomy places the organism in Eukaryota, Metazoa, Chordata, Actinopteri, Centropomidae. The transcript has 7 exons. Gene Ontology annotation, cellular component: membrane.
AAUGGUUGUUUUUUGCAUAUGUUAGCAUUAAGAAUUGAAAUGGGGUCAAAAGCUCCCCAGUAAUCUGUACAAAAACUGUAAAUAUAAAAUCUACAACUUUUCUAUCUUCAGUGGGUUAGGUGCCUGACUAUUUCUUAUCUAGGCCCAGUAAUUACCUGGAGUCUUGUCGUCACCAUGAGGCCAGGCAACCAGCAUAGACUGCAGGAAGUAGCUGCAACCUGCCAAGACAAUAUGCUACUUACACAUAACUCUGAAUUUCAAAGGCUCCAUUCACCCAGAUUACUUGAGGAAUUGUUGUGGCACAUCUACCACAUGCUCUGUUGAAGUUUGUUGGUGUUGUGGCAGCGCUUUGUGAUCAAGAGCCCCUGACCUGACCACCCUAGAGACCCCCAGCUGGAUACUGUCAGACCUGUAAUGGCACUGCUGUCAUUGCAGUUUCACUCUCCUCGUGUAUACAAAACAGAACCUGGCUUUCUUUUGUAGAUAGAUACAGUGACCUGCAGGCACUGUGAGAGGCCUGAGAAUUAAUGUCGUGGUCAUGGUGUUGAUGAUGUGGAAUCUGGCCCUUGAUAAAGGAUGGAUGAGGGAAAUCAGCGAGGCAGGGAGGUAGCUCUGUGUCUCACUCUUCUAGCUGUCUCUGUGUUUGUUUUCAUUCUCUCUGCUUUAGUGCUCUCUGUCCCGUGUGGUCUUGUGUGUUCUACAUUGCCUAUAUGCUUCCAUUGAGCUGAAGCUGCAGGUGCCUCACUGGCCUCAAUUGUGGCCAGGCCUGAUUUUUCCAGAAUUUUCUUUUUCUUUUUCUUUUUCUUCUCCUUUUUCUUUUUCUUUUUCUUUUUCUUUUUUUGCUCAAUAUCCCCACAGCAUACAUCUCUGAUAUCACCAAAUCAAGAGGCCCAAGCUUGCAUUUCAUCCAUGGUGUGUCCAGAACACUAUUACUCUCCCCAAAUAAGGUUAAGCAUUGUAAAUAAUGGCAUUAUGCCCAAUAGCUGGGAUCAUUAUUUACCAGAGCCAAGAAGAACUGAAGAGGGGGAUUUUCCAAAACUUAGCCAGUCCACAUUUACUAGUGAGUUUACUGAAAGUCUACGCCUCGUAUUGCAAACCUCAGUCAGUCAUGUUGAAUCACUUGCCUGAGGUGAUUAAUGUGUUAAGAGGACUAAAAUACAGUGCUACAGAGGUAGUAUAGAAAUCCACAACUACCCACAUUUUUCCUCUCCAGCUGCAAGAGGUCACCAAACCACACCAAAUAUGGCAAAGUUCUUGUAGAACGAUUUUUUGCCAACAGUGUGCAGACUGGUAACUGGAGGAUGCUUUGAUGUGUGGAAAUCGUAGCUGUGAAAAUACAAGCACACUGCGAUACUCUAUAUAUCACUAUAUCUGUCUGUGCCUUGGCUGUGUUUUGGCAUUUAAUUAAACCUGUUGAUACUGUCAACCACAAAAGGUGUGACCCAGCAUGCUAAUCAUCAUUUGUCAAGCAGUGCAUUUGAAAUAACACCUCCAACUUAUGCGGAUAUGCCAAGAAUAUAUUAGAGAAAAUUUGAUUAUUAAUCUGUUUAUUAAUUAAUGUGUUAGCAAAUUUUCCCCUGGGGUUGAAAUAAAAGUGUUUUGUCAUGAUUUAUUGGUUCCUACUACUUUUGUUUUUGAUUUACUUGGAAGCUUAGAGACAUGGCUCAACUUCUACUGUCAUUGUUUUGCAAUCAAAAGGAGAAGAGGAACCUAGAUGAAUCAGUCUAGUUUUGCAUCACUUUCCAGUUCCAGUCACCCAGGAGAAGGUGUCCUAUCUGUUUAGCCUAAACUGUCAAAGAAACCUCUCUGCAUUUGAUUUGCAGUACUUCACUUUACACUGUGGAAUAUGCAGCCUGGCUGGUAUCCAGAUCUUUUUGGCAACUGGCCACGGUACCUGCUGUUGAAUUGCCCAUUGCACCCCCCUCCCUCCCCUGCUUGAACCUCAAAGUUGAAAAACCUUUUAUGACUAUAAUGCUGGGUCCCCAUCAUGUUUUAUUUUUGCUCCCCACGCACACUGCCCCUCCUCUGACAGAUGGAGUUAAGCAAGGAGGUUAAAGAUGACGCAGUUCAGCUGUGUGGGAGUGGAGAGUAAUGAGGCCCGGGGCCUCUGUGGCCUGACAGCAGGAGCCCAGGGACACAACCGGUCCUCUGAUCUGACCCAGAGGAUGGAGCAAACUCUCAGCCAGCAGCUCGCAAACUUUCGCUGGAGAUUUCAGAAACAGAGGAGACUAGUUUUUAAAGCAGCUUUGCAAUCAAGCAUGACGACCCUUAAUGCCACGGUGUCAUUGCUGCUGUAAUUGCUAUAAAUGUUUUAAACUAACCGACUGACUGCCCCUCACUCUCCAAACCAAUCUGGUCAGUGGCAGCACAGAUACACUGCGCUGCUUAGAGAAAAGUCUCUGAGAACCAGCUGUCUUAAGAAGAAAACAGCUUGUCCAACUAUUGGAUAGUGACCAGAAAGGCUUAAGGGACCAUGACUCUCAUCAUUCAUCCAACAUGUUAAUUAUCCAAUGAGAAUCUCUUUUAGACAGGAAUCCUAUGGGCCAACGGUUGUGCUGAAGAGAUUAGACAAUUAAUCAAUGACAAUCUUUCUGAGUGAUUACUUGUUUAAGUAAGUUAUCAAAUGAAAUUACCAGGUGCCAGUUACAGUAAAGCUUCUCAAAUGUUGUUCCUUAUGUCAUAUCAUAACAUAAAUACUUUUAAUGACUUAAUGACUUUUAAAGCUGUUGUUCAGAGUAAGAAUGAGCAAUAUCAAGGUGCCAUCUUUAGGCCUUACUUCAUUUUAAUAUAUGAAAAGUAAAUAUGAAAGUAACUGUUUUCAAUAUACCAACUUUGACAUAGAUCAGUGAAACAUUCAUGAGCUCCAAACCUGUUAACUCCAGUAAAAUCUCACUCACCCAUCCCUUUCUAACUCCAGCAUGCUCUCUUGCUUUUUUCACUGUAAAUAUACACUCACCACGCACUUCAUAAGCUUCAGUUAAUGUUCACAUCAAACAUCAGAAUGGGGGGAAAACAAUGAUCUCAGUGACUCUGACCGUUGCAUGACUGUUGGUGCCAGUUGGGCUAGUCUAGCAUUUCUGAAACUGCUCAUCUCCUAGAAUAUUCACAAACAACAAUCUCUAUAGAGUUUACUCAGAAUGGUGCAAAAAACAAAAAACAUUGAAUGACAAGCAAUUCUGUGGACAGAAACGCCUUAGGGAUGGGAGAGGUCAGAGGAGACUGGUUGGCGCUGACAAAAAAGGUCACGGUAACUGUGGUGAGUAGAAAAGCGUCUCAGAAUGAACUACAUGUCCAACCUUGAUGUAGAUGGGCUACAACAGCAGAAGACCAUGUCAGGUUCUACUCCUGUCAGCCAAGAACAGGAAUCUGAGGCUGCAGUGAGUACAGACUCACUAAAACUAGACAGUUGAAGAAUGGAAAAAUGUAGCCUGACCUGAUGAAGUUUGAUUUCUGCUGAGGCACACAGAUGGCAGGGCCAGAACUUGGCGUCAGCAUCAUGAAUCCAUGGGCCCAUUCUGUCAACAGUCCAGGCUGGUAGUGGUGGUGUAAUAAUGUGGGGAAUGUUUUCUUGGCACACUUUGUGCCACUUAAUACCAAUCAGUUAUCGUUUGAAUGUCACAGUCUAUCUUAGUCUUGUUCCUGACCACGUGCAUCCUUUUAUAGCCAUGGUUUACCAAUCACCUAAUAGCUACUUCCAGCAUGAUAAUGCUCCGUGUCACAAACCAAAAGUCGUCUCAAACUGGUUUCACAAACAUGACAAUAAAGUCAGUAUCUCCCCAGUCACCAGAUCUGAAUCCUGUAGAGUACCUUCAUGAAUGUGCAGCUAAGAAAUCUGCAGAAAUGAUGUGAUGCAGUCAUGUCAACCUGGAGCAGAAUCUCAAAGGAAUAUUUACAACAUCUUGUGGAAUCCCUGCCACAAACAACUCAGGCCAUUUUGAGAGCAAAGGGAAGCACUACUCAGUAUUAGUAUAGCAUUCUAAUAAAGUGCUGGGUGAGUGUAUAUCUCAUAUAUUUUCUUUAAUACAUUAGCUCUGACUAAAUAAGGGUUUACUUCCCUCCACAGCUGCUUCUGGGUCCUUUUCUUUUUUACUCCCCAACCCAGCCCUUGAUGUUUAAUCUACCAUCUACAACAAGAUAUUUUAUGUUAAUCCUGCAAAACUCAGCACAGUGGAGAUAGUUUUCCCUCUGUGUAAUGGUAACAAGGGCUGUUUUUCAUUUGUUGUUAGUUACUAUAGGAAUGUAGCUUUUAAAACAUUUUUUUUUUCCAAACCCCAGAUGUUAUACAAAUAAUGCAGAGGACACAGAGUUAGGUUAGCUAGGACUAAAAGAAUUUAUAGUCAGGUCAAGUGAAGUCAAGUUUAUUUGCAUAGCCCUUAAUCAUAGUUAGUCUCAAAGGUCUUAACACCCACAUUAUGAAAACAAUAAAUGAAAAUGACACAUGGCAAUGUUAGACUCUCACAGAGGACAAUAACUCCCUGAGAAAGGUCAUCAGGCGAUGAAGUGAAACCUUAAGAGCAAAGUGAAACCUUGGAAGGACUACUUAGAAACGUGAUCCUGCUUCUGGGGUUUAUUAGACAAGUUUAUACACAUAUUGAUGUAAUGUGGCUCUCCCUCUCUGUAAGAGCUGAACUGCCUUCGAGUCACUAUUAAUCACGCAGGUAAUAUUGUACAUGCAAAGGAGGAAGAAAUGACUACGUGAGGAUCUUCAUGCAGCCUGUUAUAAUCUGGCAGCUUCUAAGUGGCCAGCUCACUCCUCUGUUCUCAACCACAGGAGGUGCCAAAGAUGCUUCCUCGCCGUGUCAAAGCUUAACCCAUGACCACAGUCAGAAAAUCCUCUCCACCUCGCCACAUUCUCGACGGCAACUGAGCCAAAAAACCCUUGUGAUGUGGAGCAGUCUCAUGAAUAGACGUGAGAGACGAGAGAGAGCAGAUCAUAUGCCAAUUAACACUGGAAAAGGAUUUAUUUUAUCAGCCUGGCAUCGCUGCAGAGGAUGAAAAAAAAUAAUCAAUGCCCCAGAGAGUGGAAGUGACUUUUAACAACAACUCGAACUGAACUGUGGCUUUCCCAUGCUGUGCAUAAAGAAUAUUCCAAAAGCGGAGUUUAUCCCGUGGUGCUGUUUUAAAAACCAACACAGUUCAGUGAAGAACUGUGCUGUCAGAGGAACAGCUGUACAUUUUUGCCAGAGGACCAGCCACUUUGAAAAAAAGGGAGAUGCCUCAACAGUUCCUCUAACACAGGAAAGUCUACCUUUGGCAAAUAUCAACAGUACAACUGAAGUAUUAAUGUUUCAAGAGGUGUGGGGUCGCAGCUUCUGCCGAACUAUUGAGAAACUGGUGGAGGUGGUGCAGGAGUACCCGACAGAGGUGGAGUACAUCUACAGCCCCUCCUGCGUGCCACUCGUGAGGUGCGCAGGUUGCUGUGGGGACGAGAACCUGGAGUGUCAUCCCACCCACACCACAAACGUCACCAUGCAGCUGUUGAAAAUCAGGCCGUCAGAGCCGGGUCAGGAAUAUGUUGAGAUGACGUUUGUGGAGCAUCAGACAUGUGAAUGUAGAAUCAGGAAACCUGUUGCGAAGAUUGAAAGGAGAAGGCAAAGAGGAAGAGGAAGGAAAAGAAAGGACAGACAAAAAACAAAAGAGUGUGAAAGGUGCCAGAACCCUCGCAGGUAACUGCUGUGAUGACCCAACUCCCUGUUGCAGUGUGGCUCAUUAUUUAUUUCCAGCCCAAUGACGGCAUCAAGAGUCUCCUCCGCUCAUCUAUUAAUACUGUGUCUGCAGCCAGAGACUCAAAAAGCUGGGUUGUUUUGCUGACGUGCUCCUCCUGCUGAUGGGCAGAGCGUUUGUAGUGACAAGGUUCAACAGGGAGUGUGUUUUUAAUGGGUGGAAACACUGCUGUUACACACCUGACUCAAUGGAUAUCCCUGGGAGCCAGUGCAAUGUAGAAUCAAACAGACUGAUGCCUUUUUCUUUUACACUAGUUAUUACUGUAUCAGUUAUGGUAAUUUGUCAAUUUUUCUGGUAUUUAAAGGUGGUUAUGUUUAAAAAUCUAUAUUUAUUGAUGCAGCUGAAUAUAUUUGGACCAGCAACCUGUAAAAAGUUUGUCAUUGUUCAUUAUCCAAGACACCUCGUCAUAGCAGCAUAUGUUGAACUGAGUGUGGAGCUGCUCUGGACACGCAAUAAUGAAAUGUCUCCCUCUAGUGUUUAUGGAAACUGAACCACAUGAAAAUAUUUUUUAGAUUAAAUAUCCUAACAGGAUUUGACAAAGGAUAGUGCUGUCAGUAAAAAUAAAUCACCUCAUCAGCUUAUUAACACUUAUCAAUCAGUUAUAAAAGUAACAAUCCUACUCUCCCUCCAUUGUGCUGUGAGACCAGAUGUGAGUUGGAAGUAUUUUACAGCCAGUUCACUCCUGAAUAAUAAGAAGAAUAUUUAUCAGAGAAGUUUAUCAAAUGAAGACGUCUGCAGAAGAUUGUAUAUAAAAUUGUCAAAUAUCUAAAUUGUUCUUUGAAAUCUCUCUUUAUUGCUCGUGUUUUGGGGGCAUAGUAAUUGUAGCUUCAGCCACAUGGAAUCAUUUUCUUUCACAACACAUCAGAAAGUGUAUAACAGGCUGCAGGGCAGAUGUGGCAAAGCCCAGUAGGAAAGGGCAGAUCAAUAUUACAGUAAUCAGUACACUCAAGCAGUCCUCAUUUGAUUAUUGAAGCAUAUUAAGGAGUAUGGAUUACAAUUAUUGUUUUUUCUGUUUGUUUGUUUUUAAUUGUUGGUUGCAAGGUUUCCACAGAUAGUCUAUAUAAAAAGCAUUUCAGUUUGCGUGGACCCAGGUGACACAAGACUCACAUAAGCCUACACCACAGGUGUCUUCCGUUGUCUGUUUUUGGAAACACUGCAGUAAGGAAGGGAUCAAUUGAAGUAGUUAUGUAAAACAAUGUCCUUUUGUAUUUUUUUUUCAUGUACUACACAAAGAAAAUCUCUAUGAAAAUGUAAAAAGUAACAUUUCAACUGUGUUAGUAUUUUAUUUCAUUUAAAUAUUUAUUUUGUAAUUAAAUUGUUAAUUGUCA